This is a messenger RNA of Coffea eugenioides, 1443 nucleotides long. Its product is annotated as protein JINGUBANG. Lineage: Eukaryota; Viridiplantae; Streptophyta; Magnoliopsida; Gentianales; Rubiaceae. The transcript has a single exon. Gene Ontology annotation, molecular function: protein binding. The record is from RefSeq and is a predicted model, not a curated record. The coding region runs from base 83 to 1336 and encodes 417 amino acids.
CUUCUGAUACAGCCUUCUUUGUCUGCCUGUCUUUUCGUCUCUUUUUUCAAGAUUUUAGACACAACCCUUUAUUCGAUUUAGCAUGAAAGCGCUGUUUAAUUCCAUGGAUCCUUCUAUAUUGCAGACAAAACCAUCAACCCCAUUGUUAUAUGCUGCCACAAGCAGCAGUUGCACCAGUAGUGAAACUGAUGAAAGCCCCGCGACAUCAGACAGGUUUGAGUUUCAAAAUCUUAAGUUCAAGAUUCCUAGCAAUCCCACCGCUGGUUUUUAUUCGUAUAAAUCAUUGGCUGUUCUUUCAGGCCACAUUGGAUCAGUCUCUUGCUUAGCCUUGUGUGGAGAAUUCAUCCUCAGUGGUUCACAAGGCAAGGAUAUUAUAGUCUGGCAACAGCCUGAUUUAAGGCAAUUUACGAAGUUUGGACAAGGCGAUGGGUCAGUUAAGGCCCUUGCUAGUAUUGGGAACAAGGUCUUUACUGCGCAUCAAGAUAGUAGAAUUAGAGUUUGGAAAGUUUCAAGAAGCUCUGAGAAUAUAUUUAGGCUUGUUGAUACUCUUCCUACUACUAAGGACUACUUGGGGAAGUUCAUGAAGCAGAGUAAUUAUGUUCAAAUUAGGCGGCAUCACAAGCGAUUAUGGAUUGAGCAUGCCGAUAGUAUUUCUUGCUUGGCAGUGCAUAAUGGGCUAAUAUAUUCUGGUUCAUGGGAUAAGACUCUUAAAGUUUGGAGGAUAUCAGAUUUCAAGUGUUUGGAAUCAAUUAAAGCUCAUGACGAUGCGAUAAACGGAUUGGUUUCGAGCAAGAGAAUCAUAUAUUCAGCAUCUGCAGAUGGGAAAAUCAAGGCUUGGGAAAAGGAAGGAAAGAGCACACAUUCACUUAAAGGGAUUUUGGAGGGCCAUAAAGAUGUUUCAGUGAAUUCUGUGGCUGUAUCUGAAGAUGGAAGCUUGGUUUAUGGAGGUGGCUCGGAUGGAUAUGUAUUAGGGUGGUUGGGAAACAAACUUUUUGAUAGUUGGAGGGUCAUUUGUGAGGUGAAAGCACAUGAGAUGGCUGUUUUGUGUAUGUGUUUAAUGGGAGAAUUUCUGUGUUGUGGAUCAGCAGAUAGAAGUAUUAGCAUUUGGAAAAGAGAGAUUAAUGGAGGAUUAUUCAGAUUUGGGGUCAUUAAAGGCCAUGAAGGUCCAGUCAAGUGUUUGCAGGCAUCACCAAGAUGUGUGGGAGGUGGAUUCAUGCUCUAUAGCGGAAGCCUUGACAAAAGUCUCAGAGUUUGGUGGAUUCCCAAGUCCUCUGGUGGAACAGAGGACACAUCUCCUAUUCAAAGAGCAGGAAACAUCUCUCCAUUCUCGUUUUAAAAAGUAUCUGAGGUCUCAGUAUUGAAGAGGCACUGAACUCUUUUUGUUUCAGUGUUCAGUUUUGUUUUCUGUUUCGUCAAUAUUUAUAUCAUGUAUAGUUAAAGUUU